Messenger RNA from Marmota monax (woodchuck), 13192 nucleotides. RefSeq names its product catenin alpha 3 (gene Ctnna3). Bases 185 to 1357 code for a protein of 390 amino acids. The record is from RefSeq and is a predicted model, not a curated record. Gene Ontology annotation, molecular function: actin filament binding; beta-catenin binding; cadherin binding. The transcript is spliced from 8 exons. Gene Ontology annotation, biological process: cell-cell adhesion; cell migration. NCBI's taxonomy places the organism in Eukaryota, Metazoa, Chordata, Mammalia, Rodentia, Sciuridae. Gene Ontology annotation, cellular component: fascia adherens; adherens junction.
UGAACAGUGCUCAGCUGAAGUGACUGCCCCACUGUCACUGACUCUCCAUUUGGUACUGUAUAACUCUGUGACUAUCAAGAAGCUUUGUUUUUUUUCCUAUCCCCAAAAGCUCUUUUUGGAAAAUUACCUACAAGAGCUGAAUUUUUAAGCACAUUUACUUGAUAGGAAGCAACAGAAAGGCAAUAUGUCAGCUGAAUCACCAAUCACACUGAAUAUUGAUCCUCAGGAUCUUCAGGUCCAAACAUUUACUGUAGAGAAGUUGCUGGAGCCUCUCAUAAUUCAGGUUACCACACUUGUAAAUUGUCCCCAGAAUCCUUCCAACAGGAAAAAAGGACGUUCAAAAAGAGCCAGAGUCCUCCUAGCUUCUGUAGAGGAAGCAACUUGGAAUUUAUUAGACAAGGGAGAGAAGAUUGCCCAGGAAGCCACUGUUUUAAAGGAAGAGCUUACCGCUGCACUCCAGGAAAUUCGCAAAGAAAGUGAAGCUCUGAAGGUAUCAGCUGAGAGAUUUACAGAUGACCCCUGUUAUCUCCCAAAAAGGGAGGCUGUGGUUCAAGCUGCUCGUGCCUUGUUGGCUGCAGUUACCAGACUCCUUAUCCUUGCGGACAUGAUUGAUGUCAUGUGUCUCUUGCAGCAUGUGUCAUCUUUUCAAAGAACACUUGAGUGCCUUAAAAAUGUUUCCAACAAAUCUGACCUUCAGAAAACCUACCAGAAGCUUGGGAAGGAGCUGGAAGAUCUGGAUUAUUUGGCUUUCAAACGUCAGCAGGACUUAAAAUCUCCAAAUCAGAGGGAUGAAAUUGCAGGGGCACGAGCCACACUGAAGGAGAACUCCCCCCUCUUGCAUUCCAUUUGCUCAGCUUGUUUGGAACAUUCUGAUGUUGCUUCCCUCAAAGCCAGUAAGGAUACAGUUUGUGAAGAAAUUCAGAAUGCCCUCAAUGUAAUUUCAAAUGCUUCCCAAGGCAUCCAGAAUAUGCCGGCCCCAUUGGAACCACAAGCAGAAACCCUGGGAAGUGCACUCGAUGAGCUGGAGAAUUUAAUUGUCCUGAACCCACUCACAGUGACGGAAGAGGAAAUAAGACCAUCACUAGAAAAACGCCUUGAAGCCAUCAUCAGUGGGGCUGCUCUGUUGGCAGACUCUUCAUGUACAAGGGAUUUCCACCGGGAGCGGAUUAUUGCAGAAUGUAACGCCAUUCGCCAGGCUCUUCAGGACCUGCUUUCAGAGUACAUGAACAAUUUUGCCUUAGGUUCAACUCAUCCAUGGGCCAACAAUCUAAGUAAAGAAGAGCUGUCAUUUGAACUCUGGUUGAAAGGAAUAUUUAUUAGAAGCAGAGUGCUAAGAGACAAGGUAAUGUCUAAGUAACAAUCUUUUAGUAGACACGCAGGUGCCAUGUUAGAACUUCAUAAUUGUUCCUUGUAAAGAAGAAAGAAGAAACAAAUGUUAAAGCUGAUUAAGGAAUAUCUGAUACUUAAGUUUAUUUUAAUUUAGAUGUGCAGGUGGCAAAGUUUCAAUUCCAUUUCAGAAGAUGAGGAUCUAUGAGUCAAUUAGUUUGCUAUAAAUUAUGACACACCCAAGACCAGGACUUAUAAAUGUGAAAUGAUGUUACUUUUGUCUUGAGAAAGUUUGUUUCUGAUACAUAGUAAUGUUGUUUUUUGAUGCCUGCCUAAAGGAAUGUAUUGCUUGCUUCUUUGUUUAUGACAUAUGAGUGCUGUGCUUCCUACUUCUGAAUCCUCAUUAAUUCUAAGACUUCUUUUGGGUUUUAAGUGUUUCACUUCCACUCCAGAUUUUACACACUUAAAACACACACAUAUGCAUACAUAUAUUAUUCUGUUGUUUCUUUGUGGAGGUACAUCUGAAGGGGGAAUAAAAACAGUCAUGAAUCUCUGAAAACUUUUCCUGUUAUAACAUGCAAUACAAAUUUUAUAAGCAAAAAUAAUUCCUGGAAUAUCACAUACCCAGAAAAAUGACAUAAUUUUGUGAAUAAGUUUAAACCUUAGUAUCUUUUAUUCUGGAAUUGCAUUUUAAUAUCUGCUUACAUAAAUACAAAAAGCAAAUUAUGUAAUUUUGUUACCUACAAUUUAGUGAUACAUGUCAUGAUUACUCAUACAAAUCCUUCCUUUUAUUAGUCAUAUGAUAACUAAAUUGGCAAGGCUAAGGUGGGAGAUAGGAUAAUAUCGUUUAUACUCUUUUCCAUUUCAUUUUUUUUAAAAAAGAUUUUAAUUAAGCAUAUCCAUUCCUCUGUAUUUUCUCUGAGCAAAUCUAUACAAUUUCAGGACUGCUGUUGGUUCUUGGUAUUCAAUAGCAAUGACAAAGGAACAUUAUAUAGAAACAAAAUUAUAUAGAAACAAAAAUACAAAUUUCUUCAAAAUUGGUUGUGAGAAUGAGGCAGAUUUGGGGGAUGGCUAGGAUCAGAUGGGUUUUAUGUUGUGAUUUAUUAUAAAAUUAAAACAUGUUUCCAAUUUGCAUAUUGUAGGAGGGAUUUUUCAAUCCUAUUUUGUAAGAAACAGAAACUUAAAACUAGUUGAAUGAACAAUCAUGACCCUAAAAGUAAAGAUUAAUGUGGUUUGUGAGAUUACUGAAAUUAACAAAAUGAAAACAUGAUAUUGGGCUUCUAAAUGUAGAUCUGUAUAAGAACAAUCCAAGGUGUUUUAUUGUUGAUGCUUUAUAAUACAGGAAAGGUAACAAAAAUUUAUCCUCAAAAAUAAUAUGUAAACUUUUAUCACAGUAAGUAAAAGACUUUUUAAAAUUUAAAAACUUUUUUUUAUUUUUAAUUUACCACAGUAAUUGUACAUAUUUAUGAGAUAUGAUGUGACGUCUCAAUACAUGUACACAAUUUCUGAUGAUCAGAUCAGGAUAAUUGACCUGUCACCUCAGACAUCUAUCUUUGUAUUGGGUCAUUCAAAAUCCUCUCUACUAGCUAUUUUGAAAUAUCCAACUAAUUGUAACAGACUUUUUCACCUACUUUUGAACAUUGUUUUGAUAACUCCCAGGAAGACAGUCUCUGACAAAUGGCAUUUACAGAAAGCUGUUGCAGUUGCUGCUGUUGCCCUGUUGAUCUGGGUAUUCUAACUUUCUAAACUUUUUGGAUCUGUCCUCCUAUUGCUUCUCAUCCAACCCUUGAUUUUUAGCCACAACUGAAGUGGAGCAAAUAAGAGCGCAGAACUGCUUCUGUUACCAUGCUGAAGUAUUACUUUCAGGCACUUCUACUUUUUGUAGGGUAGGAGGAUGAUAUUGGGGAUUUAACUUAGGAACUCUUAACCAUUGAACCACAACCCUAGCCCUUUCUAAAUUUUGAGACAGGGUCUCACUAAUUUGCUUAGGGCCUUACAAGUUGCUGAUGCUAACUUUGAACUUGAGUUCCUUCUGCCUCAGCCUCCUGAAACUUGCAGGUACUUCUUGAUGUGUCCUUAUUAUAUGCCCCCAGCUGCCUCACCCAAAGAUGGGUUAAUUUCAUUACCUUUUCUUCCCUUAUAGAGACUGAGAGACAUCACACCAGUAAUUUCAGUAUUUAUUUACAAAUUCUUAAGGCAAUUUGGGUGUUACUGUUUUUUCCUAGGAUUUCCUCUCUAAAUUCUUACCUUACCAGAGUUUCUUGAGCUGGGGCUAAGGAUCCAACAGUUUUUCUUUUUCUGAGGACCGUUAGUAUGACUAGAGGAAGCAUAUGUUUCCUUACAAUUGAAGGACUUUUCUCAGAGCAUUUUUCCUCAGUUUUGUUUAGUCUAGGAAUACUUCCUGAAAAUAUGGCCCAAAACUGGUGGGAGACAGAAAAUGAAAAAUCCAGUGAUUUCUCUUCUUCUCUCAACAUCUGUAUAUAUUUCAAACUCUUCCUAGUAAUUAAAAUGUAGUUAUCAUUCCUUUAUUUUCUCUCUCAGCACUACUGUUUAUCUUUUUCUGCUGAUUUCAUUUCCAAAAAGAAACCAAAUUUCUAAAAAUUCAAAUUACAUAAGAUUAAAUUAAACCUAUAAUGUAUCCAUUGUUUAUUUCCUAGAAAUAGAAAUAAAUAAAGGUGACAGGAACUUGUUUUUCACUCUUCAGGAGUUCUAUCUUUGGAUGCAAACAUCUAAAAGGGAUAAAAUUGAAGGUUAAAUAAGUGGUCAAAAAGGAAUGGAAGAAUUGAAAUGAUCUUGUUCUCCAAAUCUUGGUACAUGGAUACUAGAACAAUCCAUGCCAUUAUUUUCACUUUAAAAAAGGCAUGUGUGAUUCAAGAAAAAAGAAAAGCUGCUUUGCUUUUUGUGUGGUCUGUGAAACUUAAUUAUGGACUAUCAGUUGGAAAGAUAUGGUAAAGCGAAAAACAUAUAGUUGGUUCAAAGAAUGAGUUGUUAAUAGAUUUCAUUUUUUAUAAGGAAAAUUGAGAUAGUUUUGAGAUUGUGACCAAUCUUUGAGUUUUAAAUCACAGCUUUUAAUGUCAAAGGCAAAAGUAAUCAUAUUUCCUUUCCAAAAUAUGUAUGUCCAUUCAUGUUACUACAUCUGAUCAUGUCUGUUGUGAUACAAAAAGAUUUAUUCUCAUUAUGGAUUAAGAGUUAUGUUCAGCCAAAAAGCCAUAUUUGCAUUUUAUCAGAUGUAUAGGAGCAAACCUGUAAUUAAUUCAUACCUUUAUUGUUUUGUUCUCUUCCAUCUAUGUAAUCACCUUACAACAUAUAAGUCUCCAGGAUUACUCAUAUUCACUAGAAAAUUUAUCAUUUUAUUUACUUUGUCAUUUUUAUCCUUUGUCUUUUUAGACUUAUUCUUUCUUUAUUUUUCAUCUCCCAAUCCUUUCUCCUUCAUUGCCUAGAACCAUAUCCCCUCAAAAACAAAUCUGACCUCCUUAAAGAACAAAUCCCCUCAAAAAUAAAUCUGACCUCCUUAACCUCCUCUACCUUUUCCCGUUAACUAAGAGAUAACUAUCUCUUGUCACUAUUUGGAGUGAUCUGAUCAUGUUUCAUCCAUCUAAGAAUCAUGAAUCUCAAUGGUGGGUAGCAGACAUUCAUUCAUUUAUCUCUUAUCUAAUAUAUCCAUAGAGUGACUUCUUUAUGGUGCAAAUAUUUCUCUUUCUUUGAAGGUCAUAACUUUUGGCUAUACCAUCUACUAUCCUGACCUAAGCAAUUGAUAGAGGUUAGAAGACUAAAGAAUCAUGAUGUGGCCAUAGUUUAAGGUUGCUUUUAAUUUGACUUGCCCCUAAGUUGGGAAGCAAGAAUACACCAGAAAGUUACUAAAUUGGGGAUAAAACAGAGUGCAUGUAGGUUACAAAUGCUUUACUUUUUUGAUGGGUGCCUGAAGUUCAGUGUUCACUGUAACAAGUAGUGACUAAUAGUCCAUCAGUUCUAGAGUUGCUAAGAACUUAAAUCUCUUUGCUUUUUAUGUGUCUCUGGAAGAAUGGCCACAUAAGAACUCCAGUUUUCACCAAACUAUUUUUUAAGGAAAUUGAUUUUAUGCUACAAUAAUGUACAUUCUUAUAUUAUUUUUCACUCAUUAUGGUAUCAUCUUACAGAAGAUGUUACAGUGGCCUACCCCAGUCCCUUUUUGUUGCUGUGAUUUAUCAGACUCAUUAUCACUUCUAUAUGUUUUUUAGUAUUUACAGAAUUGUUUAAUGAACUUUUCUAUUUAAGUUCAGUUAUCUAUGUCUAUAUGGACCACCUCAUCCACUAUCUAGUCUGAGUUCUGACUCAACUUGAAUAAUCUUUUCCCUACUCUUCCUAGGCAACUUUCUCUCAUGGUGCAGCUGGAGUAUAAUAGUGGAGAGUCAGUAUAUGUUUUGGAAUUUCAUAGGAUAGAGCUUAUAUCCCAUCUUUGCUACUUAUUAGUUGUGUGGCACUAAGAAAGUCACAUGACCACUUAUCCUCGGUUUAAAAGUUCACAUUAAAUUAGACAGCAUGUGUAUGCCAAACAUGGUGCCUACAGAUGCUUAAAAAUGCAAGUUUCGACUCCCCUUCAUAUAGCUAUAUAUUUGAUCUUUUCCUUGUAUAGAAUUUUUAGUCCCUGAAAUCUUAAACUCCCAAUAUGUGCCUUCUUAUCUUUGAGUUGACUAGAUAUAAUUUACAAAUUAAACAAUCUGCUGAUUCUUUCAUUUACUCCCUCAAGUAUAUUAACUCACCUCUCUUUUUUUCUCUGUAUGUCAUAAUUUUCAUGAAUAAAUGCUCCCUAGGCAGGCAACACCUUCCAUUCCUUUGUCUCUGUAAUUCUGCAUCACUAACUCUGUAAUUCUCCAACUUUGAAUCAAUCCAACCAUUUAACUUCUGUGUUCCUCUCCCUGUGUUGAUACCUCUACAUAUUUGUGUUCUAUAGUCUUAGCUAGAACAUAUUGCUUGAUAUGUAUUUUAUGUUCUUGAUAAGGUUCUUUUUCUCUUCUUUUCAACCUUUACUAACUACCUCAAUACUUAAACCACAUCCCUCUUCUCUACUUUGACUUGAUUAUCUUGCCUCAAAUAUUUGAGGGAAUAAUUAACUAUAUAAAAACCCUCAAAUUCUUGUAUUUAUAUGUAUCUAUUAUAUAUAAUAUCCAUGAGUAAUUCUUUCCCUUUUAUCUUUCUGGAAACAAGAUCUGUUCAUUGAUGCAGCGUUACCUAUUUUUCCAGUGAUUAAUGCUUUUUAUUCUUUUUCUUGCUAUUUACAUAUAUAAAGCCAAAUGAUUUUGGAUUUCUACUCCUUGAUUCCAUAGAUGCCUUUAUAGGCCCCAAACCCAAUAGGGGAUCUUCAUGUUGUCACUUGAAUUUUAAUUUUCUUAUUUUAUAAUAUAAUUUAGUGAAUUUUGAUAUGUUUACCACCCAAAAUAGAAAACAGGAGUCAUAUUAGAUUUCUGUUUGUUUCUUAAAUCCUAUAUUAUUUUUAAAAAUGCUAUAUUCUUUUGAUCUCUAAGGUCUACUGUUUUAAUUUCACUGUAUUCUGUGUAGAUUACUGUGAAUAGCAUCCUUUUCUAAUUUCAGUUUCUUCCAAUUAGUUUCUAGAACAUUCUCUCUGAAAUGUGACUAAUGAUAGUCCCUAUCUAAAAUGCUUUGUGUCUUCCUGUUAGCUUUAAUAUGAAGUUAAACUCUUCCUCAUGGUAUAAGGUACUCUGUGAUCUAGCCUUGCCUUUUUUUUUACAUUUGAAUCAAAUGGGGUAUAAUUUCUCAUUUUUCUGAGUGUACAGGUUGCAGAAUCACAUUGGUCAUACAGUCAUGUAUAUACAUACAGCAAUACUAGUGUCUAUUUUAUUCUGCUGUCCUUCUUAUCUCCCCUUUUCCUUUCCUUCCCUCCCAUCACUUCUCUCUACCCAAUCUAAUGUGACACACUUCUUUUUUUUUUCGUCACAACAUCCUACAUGUAUUCUGUAUAACAAUGAGGGUCUCCUUCCAUCUUUCGUGCAAUUCCCCUUCUCCCUCCUUUUCCCUCCCACCUCUCUUCCUUAUUUAGUGGUAAUCUUCUCAUGCUCUCCCUCCCUAUCCCAUUUUGAAUCAUCCCCCUUAUACCCUUAUAUCAGAGAAGACAUUCGGCAUUUGUUUUUUUAGGGAUUGGCUAACUUCAUGUAGCAUAAUCUGCUCUAAUGCCAUCCAUUUCCUUGCAAAUGCCAUGAUCACACUUAUUUCAUUCCUCCUCACUUAACCUGCAGCCACAGGUUGGUAGUUACCGUAAAUGCAGUGCUCUUGCAUGUCUCCAUGCAAUACUCAUUUUCCUCUGCUGAGGAUACCUGGGACUAUUUUUAAAUAAUUUUGAAUACCUCUCAUAUGUGAAACUCUGUAAUAAGUCCUCUUCUAGGUUCCAGGAACAUAAAAAUGACUAACACUUAUUCCAGACCACUGAGAGAAAUUGAGGCAUAAAACUGAAAAAUGGGUGAUUAUAGGUAAUGUCACUUCAGGAGGAACUGUACCUCCCUUGUUCCUUAAUGUCUGCUAUAACCUCAAUAUGACUACACAUAGUACCUGGUCAAAAUCUUGACAUUUUCAAUACUAAUAGUAACAACAUGAUAUCUAUUACUUAUAUAGUUUUUUCCCCCAGGCAUUAAGUGGUUCAACAUAUAUUACCUUAAUUAAUAACUAAAACAACUGAGAAGAGUACAUACAAUUUUUAAUGUCUUUGGUGAGGGAAUUGAUACAUACAGUAUAUGUUUCUUGGUUAACUUUUAUCAUAUAAACUCAUGCUCAGGGUACUGUGAAGUCAUAAGAUAAAAGGACCUAACCCAAUUGGUGUGAUAUAUGAAUGAGUGUCCUCCAAAGGUCCAUAUUUUAAAGACUUAGUCCCUAGAAUGGCACUAUUAAAAGGUGGUGAAACUUUUGUGAGGUGGGGCUUGGUGGAAGUCCUUAGGUCAUUGUGAGUAUGACCCUGAAGGGCAUAGUGGGACCUUGGUCUUUUCUUUCUCUUUUUGCUGCCUGGCUCAUAGGUGAGUGGUUUGCUGUGACACAUGCUCCUUCCAUGAUGUGCCCACCCUACUAGAGGCCCAAAGUGAUAGGUGAACUGGACCCUCCAAAACUAUGAACAAAAACAAACCUUUUCUCUUUAUAAGUGAAUUGCCUCAGUAGAUUUGCUAUAGUGGUGGUAAACUGACUAACAUAUCAACAAUCUUGGCUUAGAAAAGACUUCCUAGAAUAUUCCAUACAAAGGAAAGAGCAUAACAGUAAGACACAUGAAGUAGCUCAGUGUAUUCUGAGCUCUUUGUUAGAGAGAGAAGGCUGGGAAGGAAAGAAGACUGAGAAAUCAUGCCCAGAAAUAUUGCAAGUAUAAGGGAAAGGUAAAAAGUUUAGUUUCUUUAAUUUUUCAAAAUAAUUGUUCCAGAUCCUACAUGACCUAUUAUUAUCUUUGCCUACCCUUGAUUCAGUGUUUCACCAUCUUCAAUUACUUACCUUUCUGAGACCUGCUCCAAGCCUCUGGAGUUCAUUUACUUUCAUUUCCCUGUUGCUUUCAUUUGUAUGUAGUGUUGCUAUUGGAGAUUGUCUACCAGCUUCUCAUUAUUUGUUCUGGGGUAGGUCCCUGGCCAGGUCCCACGGAUGCUCCAAACUCAAAUACAGGAUUAUACCCCCUUUUAGUUUCCAUUUCUAUAUUUGCCAUAGUCAUUCUAAAAUCAGUUCAGAAAAACUUCCAACAAAAACCACACAAUGUACUGAAACAGAUCUCUAACAAAUUCUAAGGUCUUUAUAUUGAGUGAUUUCUUCAGAUGGAUCUUCUUAGAUCCAUUUCAGAAGGUUUAUUUAUUUUUAAGUAUUAAGAAAUAUGAUCCAGGGAGAGGAAGAUGGUGGCGAGGGGAGUGCAUUGCCCCCGUGUGCUGCUUCACUGUGUGGGAGUAUGACAAGUCAGGACGGCUAAAGGCUAUCUUGUUAGGAAUUUCCAGCAAUAGUGGGGUGCUCCGGAACCUGGAGGAAGGAUUUCCAUCGCACGAGGAUCGGCUAUGGGGACUCAAACGCGAGAGGUUUGUCGCACGGAGGGUAACACUGCUUAUUCAGCAAAUCGCCCUGCGGCUAGAGUCUGCAGCGCGCGCGCUGGGAAACGAGGAGAUAGCGACGCAGGGAUACAGCGCUGCAGUUUCUGCCAGCUGUGCAAGCACCGUACUCAGGGCUGAAUUCUGGGUUCGAGACGGGGGAAGGAAGCGGUCCAUCUCGGUUCUCCACACCAGUCAGACCACAGAGGAGGCCAGCGGCCACCAUGUUGGAAAGCUGACGUCACCAUCCCUGUUUUCGACUGACCACAGCUCAUUCAGCCAUAGAACAGGUAAUUUCAGGCUGCCAUUUGCCUGUGGCUUGCAGACAGAUUGCUCGGGCUCGGUGCCUGGGUGCUUCUUAGUGCCUGCUCUUAUCGGAGCGAGCACCAAGCACGGGGCGGCCGAGUUCCGGCUCCCGGAACCGCCCUGGCCCAGGGCUGGGGAGCCUGCGGAGGCUGCUUCUUGGAGUCUGCUCUUAUCAGAGCAUACACCGAGCACAGAGCGGCCGAGUUCCGGCUCCCGGAACUGCCCUGGCCCAGGGCUAGGAGCCCAGGGAAACUGCUUCUCGGUCCGGGUCCUGCUGAGGGCCGGUCAGGACUCACCCAUUGCUUUGGUUGCCCGGCAAGGGGAACGAAAUGCUGCCAUUUGCAUAGGAUACCAACAUGGCAGAGAUCUGAUGUCAUCAGAAAGCAGUGGAGGAGAGAACUUCAUCAAUACCAGCGGCGACAGAAACAGUUGGUCUCCUGGUGGGGGGGUGAGGCACAGAAACCUGAGUCUCUCUCGAUUUGUCGUCGAGCCAGAGGGGAGGAGCUGGGCCACUGCCAGCACCCUGAGCAGGCCCAGCGGCUCGCCGGCGUGGUGACCGCAUGACCCCAAUUGGAGAGGGGGCAGAGCGGAGCCACCACCCGCGCCUGCAAGGUGGGCAGACCCGCGACCCAGUGGUACAUGGGCAGGGUAGGAAGGGCAGGGCAGAGCCGCCACCCGCACUUGCAAGGUAAGCAGACCUGUGACAGACUGGCGGGUCAGGCCCAGGGGCCUGCCAGCGUGGUACACACGUCACCCCAACUGGAGUAGGGGCAGAGCAGAUCCUUCGCCCAUGCCCGGAUCAGGCCCUGCCGGUGUGGUGGUCACGUGACCCCAAUUGGAGUGGGGGCAGAGCGAAACCGCCACCCGUGCCCGCAGGGUGAGCAGACCUGUGACCAACCUGCAGAUCAGGCACAGCGGUCCGCAGGCGUGGUAGGAGGGGCAGGGCAGAGCCGCCACCCGUGCCUGCAAGGUAGGCAGACCUGCGACAAACCGGCGGAUCAGGCCCAGGAGCCUGCCGGCGUGGUAGUCACGACACCCCAAUUGGAGUAGGGGCAGAGCAGAGCCACCACCCGUGCCCGAAAGGUGGGCAGAUCUGCGACCGACCAGCGGGACAGGCCCAGUGGCCUGCCGGUACGACAGACACGUCACCCCAUUUGGAGUAGGGGCAGAGUAGAGCCGCCGCCCGCGCCUGCAGGGUAGGCAAACCUGAAACCGACCGGCGGAUCAGGCCCGGUGGCCUGCCGGCGUGGUACACUCGUCACCCCAAUUGGAGUAGGGGCAGAACAGAGCCGCCGCCCGCGCCUGCAGGAAAGAAACACAAGCAGUAUGAAAAGACAAGGAAAGAAAGGACCACAAACAAUGCAGGUCAACGCAACUUUAGAAGAGGUAACAGCUGCAGCAGAUGAAAUGUCAGAUAAAGAAUUCAGGAUAUACAUGCUUCAGAUGAUCUGGAGUAUCAAGGAAGACAUUAGAUAGCAAAAUCAGACAAUGAAAGAUCACUUCGACAAUGAAUUACGCAAACAAAUCCAGGAAGCAAAGGAUCAACUUUACAGGGAGAUAGAGGUUAUAAAAUCAAACAAACAGAAAUCCUAGAAAUGCAGGAAGCAAUAAACCAACUUAAAAACUCAAUGGAGACUACUACCAGCAGAGUAGAACACUUAGAAGAUAGAACAUUAGACAAUGAAGACAAAGUAUUUCAACUGGAAAAGAACAUAGACAGCUCAGCAAGACUGUUAAGAAACCAUGAGCAGAACAUUCAAGAAAUAUGGGAUAACAUUAAGAGACCAAACUUAAGAGUCAUUGGGAUACAGGAAGGUACAGAACUCCAAACCAAAGGAAUGAGCAGUCUAUUCAAUGAAAUAAUACGAGAAAACUUCCCAGACUUGAAGAAUGAGACAGAAUCCCAAAUCCUAGAAGCCUACAGGACGCCGAAUGUGCAAAAUCAUAAGAGAUCCACACCUAGACACAUUAUAAUGAAGAUGCCCAACAUACAGAAUAAGGAGAGAAUUUUAAAAGCUACAAGAGAAAGGAAGCAGAUUACAUUUAGGGGUAAGCCAAUCAGGAUAACAGCUGAUCUUUCAACACAGACUCUGAAAGCUAGAAGAUCCUGGAAUAACAUAUUUCAAACACUGAAAGAAAAUGGGUUCCAAGCAAGAAUUGUGUAUCCAGGGAAAUUAAGCUUCAGGAUGUAAGAUGAAAUUAAAAUCUUUCACGAUAAACAAAAGUUUAAAGAAUUUGCAGCUAGAAAACCAUCUCUUCAAAACAUCCUCGCCAAAACAAUACAGGAAGAGGAAAUGGAAAAUAACAAUGAGAACCAACAGUGGGAGGUAGGACAGUAAAGGGGGGGAAAAUAAUCAAAGAGGAAAACAAACCAUGUUUAGUAACAGAAAUAAACAAAAAUGGCUGGAAUAACAACCCAUAUCUCAAUAAUAACCCUAAAUGUUAAUGGCUUAAACUCACCAAUUAAGAGACACAGGCUAGUAGAAUGGAUCACAAAACAAGACCCAACAAUAUGCUGCCUACAGGAGACACAUUUGAUAGGAAAGACAUACAUAGGCUGAAGGUGAAAGGUUGGGAAAAAUCAUAUCACUCAUAUGGACUUCGGAAACAAGCAGGAGUGUCCAUACUCAUAUCAAAUAAAAUAGAUUUCAAGCCAAAGUUAAUCAAAAGGGAUAAAGAGGGACACUACAUACUGCUUAAGGGAACCAUACACCAACAAGACAUAACAAUCAUAAAUAUUUAUGCCCCAAACAAUGGUGCAGCUAUGUUCGUCAAACAAACUCUUCUCAAGUUCAAGAGUCUAAUAGACCACCAUACCAUAAUCAUGGGAGACUUCAACACACCUCUCUCGCCACUGGACAGAUCUUCCAAACAAAAGUUGAAUAAGGAAACUAUAGAACUCAAUAACACAAUUAAUAACCUAGACCUAAUUGACAUAUAUAGAGUAUACCACCCAACAUCAAGCAGUUACACUUUUUUCUCAGCAGCACAUGGAUCCUUCUCAAAAAUAGGUCAUAUAUUAUGUCACAGGGCAACUCUUAGACAAUAUAAAGGAGUAGAGAUAAUACCAUGCAUCUUAUCUGAUCAUAAUGGAAUGAAACUGAAAAUAAACGAUAAAAGAAGGAAGGAAAAAGCAUACAUCACUUGGAGAAUGAACAAUAGGUUACUGAAUGAUCAAUAGGUUAUAGAAGACAUCAAGGAGGAAAUUAAAAAAUUCUUAGAGAUAAAUGAAAACACAGACACAACGUAUCGGAAUCUAUGGGACACAUUGAAAGCAGUUCUAAGAGGAAAAUUCAUUGCGUGGAGUUCAUUCCUUAAAAAAAGAAAAAACCAACAAAUAAAUGAUCUCACACUUCAUCUCAAAAUCCUUGAAAAAGAAGAGCAAAACAACAGCAAAAGAAGUAGAAGGCAAGAAAUAAUUAAACUCAGAGCUGAAAUUAAUGAAAUCGAAACAAAAUAAACAAUCGAAAAAAUUGACAAAACUAAAAGUUGGUUCUUUGAAAAAAUAAACAAAAUCAACAGACCCUUAG